CAUUUCAGUGUGGAUACAGAUGCAGUCUUGUUGCUUAGCUGAAAAUAAAUAAAUAAAACCGUGGGUUCACAGCGUACAGUGAGCAAUUUGGGAUGAUUUUCGGAGAGGUUCGUCACAACAUCUUCAGUGUGAAGAAUAUGGAUUUCAUAAUGUUGGGAAGAAUGUCUCCUUGAAAAAAAAGAUGCCGUUUCUUGAAAUAUGCAUAAGGCAUAUUCAUAAAUAUUUCUAUGACUAUUAAAUAUUUGAUUAAAGAUUUUAUUUUAGUUUCAAAGGAAGCUCAGGGUUCUUAAUAUAUUUAUUUUAUAAAUGUAAAACAGUAUUUUUUUCCGAUUGCAAAACAUCAAAGAUCAGUCUAGUGCAGGGGAAAAAACGAGAAAAAAAACAAGAGAUCCGGUUGAAAAUGUAAGAGGAUUUCAUUUUGCAGCCAGUGAAAAGAGAUUAAGCCGACAGCAGUGGAAGUUAAAUUGUGCUGCAUAUAAAAAAUGGGCGGAUUGGUCUUUAGAUGAGAGAUUGGUACCACCUUCCAUUCUAAAAUAAAAUCUCCCUGGCAUGAAGUCACAGCCUAUUUCACAUCCGGUUUACCCAGGGACAUAUUACUAUUGUCUAGGUAAAGAAAAUCUUUAUUUAGCUGCAAUCUCUGUAUUUAGAGUAGAUUUUGCAGUUAGAUUACCAAUUUACAGGGACCGGUAAGAGUUUAACUCCCCAGACCCAGGAAUAGUGAGAGAGACCUGCGCAAGCUCACCAUCAUCAGCCGCCGCUUCACGAGCCUCAAGCUAAAAUUCAGCAGAUCUGAGAUCUAUAAGGAUUUUUCACAUCGAAACCGUGUAGAAAAGGUAUCUAUAAAAGUUUUAGGAUACCAUACAGUUGAGUAUCUCUUGCACAUUGCCUUUAAUUUUCAGUUAACAGAACCAGCGAUGGGACAAACUGGCAUAUUGAUUAAAUGCACAUGGGCCCUCCUUCUAAUAGUACAUGUGCUAUGGGGAAAAAGUUAUGGACAGAGCUCAUCAGAUGAUCAGAAGGACAACACCACUGUGUUUACCAGGAUCCUGGAUAGUCUAUUGGAUGGAUAUGACAAUCGUCUGAGACCAGGGCUGGGAGAGCGUGUAACUGAAGUCAAGACUGACAUUUUUGUGACGAGUUUUGGACCUGUCUCGGACCAUGACAUGGAAUACACAAUUGAUGUAUUUUUUCGACAAAGCUGGAAGGAUGAGCGAUUAAAGUUCAAGGGUCCUAUGACAGUCCUCCGUCUAAAUAAUCUGAUGGCAAGCAAAAUCUGGACACCAGACACAUUCUUCCACAAUGGGAAGAAAUCAGUGGCACACAACAUGACGAUGCCAAAUAAACUACUACGCAUUAAAGAAGAUGGUACACUUCUAUAUACUAUGAGGCUAACUGUAAGGGCAGAGUGCCCAAUGCAUUUAGAGGACUUCCCAAUGGAUGCUCAUGCUUGUCCUUUGAAGUUUGGCAGUUACGCCUACACUCGAGCAGAGGUGGUAUAUGUGUGGACACGAGGUGCAGCGAAGUCUGUAGUCGUGGCAGAAGAUGGCUCAAGACUCAACCAAUAUGACUUACUGGGUCAAACAGUUGACUCAGGUAUUGUUCAGUCCAGCACAGGAGAGUAUGUUGUUAUGACUACACAUUUUCAUUUAAAGAGGAAGAUUGGUUACUUUGUCAUCCAGACAUAUUUACCAUGUAUAAUGACAGUGAUCCUGUCCCAGGUGUCAUUCUGGCUCAACAGAGAAUCAGUCCCUGCUAGAACUGUAUUUGGUGUAACAACCGUACUGACCAUGACAACCCUGAGUAUUAGUGCCAGGAAUUCUCUUCCAAAGGUGGCAUAUGCAACAGCCAUGGACUGGUUUAUCGCAGUUUGCUACGCAUUUGUCUUCUCAGCCCUCAUUGAGUUCGCCACAGUGAAUUAUUUCACAAAGAGGAGCUACGCCUGGGAUGGCAAAAGUGUUGUGCCUGAGAAGCAAAAGAAGAAGAAAGAAUCCCUCAUCAAGAAAAACAACACCUACACUGCAACAGCAACAAACUAUGCCCCAAACAUUGCCAGGGAUCCAGGCUUGGCUACCAUUGCCAAAAGUGCUGCCCCUCCCACUGAAGCUAAAGAAGACCCAAAACCCAAACCUCCAGAAGCUAAGAAAACCUUUAACAGUGUGAGCAAAAUUGACAGGAUGUCCAGAAUAGCUUUCCCUCUACUUUUUGGAACCUUUAAUUUAGUUUACUGGGCAACCUACUUAAAUAGAGAGCCACAAAUCAAAGGGUUAUUUCAACCUCACUAAAAAGCUUUUUUCGAAUGUUUAUUUUCAGAACAGGUGUCCAAGGGGUCUAGUUCCCAGUUACUGCAUUGCUUCUGUGUCAUUAAAAAAAAAGAUAUUACCUUCAAAAUGUACAAAAGGAGGAAUCAAACCCAAGGAUCUUUGCAAUGUGGUUAGAGUUGAAUGGGAAGUGUUAGAGGGGAUGUGUACUAUUCUAAAAUUAUGCUACAAUAAUAUAUAUGCGAGAGAAUGCUAUUCUACAAAUGCACAUAGCCUAACAAAAGUUAAGGAUCUCUCAUUUUAGUUUUGUUUUUCCUUUUUUGUUUUCUUUGUUUUUAUUUACAUUAGACCAUUACAUUUUGAUUACAUUUCCUAGAAAAUGCACAACCGUUACAUUAGCAUGAACAGAAUAUUUAAGGAACUGUCUACAUCUGACAAAAUGGCUUAGUUUAUUUGAUUUAUAUCCCAAAAUGUUUCCUUAAAAAUUAAGUCAGAUACUCUUCCAUGUCUUGUAGAAAUGUUUUGUAUUUAUUUUGUUAACAAAAGGUAGGGUUUCAGCAAUAGCAAUAAAUACAUGUCUCAGUGGAUACAUCUUAUUUGCAUAAAUUGUUUUUUUUAAAUCCCUUUAUUAUAUAAUACAUUAAGCAUAAUAUCCAUUUUAUUUUAUUGUAAAUACUAUCACAGUGUUACAGAUGUUAAUAUCAAGUUUAAGCUUUGCGAAAUGUACCUAUGAAGUAUAAAUAUUCUUAAUAUGAGAACAAAGGAGUUUUAAGAUGUCUUUUGAAGCUCUAUGUAUGAAAUAUGACAUUGAAAGUAAUACAUAAUUUGUAAAGAGAGGGUAUUUAUUGGUUCACUUUCAAGUGACUGUUUUUCAACCAAGUUAGUGUUCCUUUAAAUGCUGAUUUAUAAUAUUACCAAUGAUGAUAGAAGCAUAUAUAUGUAUAUGUAUAUGUAUAUGUAUAUGUAUAUGUAUAUGUAUAUAUGUUGUGUGUAUGUUUGCACACAAAAUAUAUUUUGAGAAUGGAGCAGUGGUGGGUAAGAAUGUAAAUGUACUAUUUAAUGUCGGAAUGCAUUUUAUAUUUAGAAUUAAAUCACUAUUAUUCUUUAUAUUGGUUUCUGGUUUCUGUGUGCUAGACACAUGCAUAUAAAUCCAAAAACCUAAAAGUCACUCACAUAUUUUUCAAAUUUACUGCUGCUAGUUGUGUGUAUUGCAUAGGGCUUAAUGCAAAGAGAAUGGUCACUGAAGAGCUGUGCCUUGUCAGUUUCCAUGGUUGAACUAAGAAAGAUGUUUCCCUUUAUCAUGAGACUUCCAUCUAGUUUACUUUAAAGCCUUUUAAUUCUUCCUUUCCUCUGCUAACCUACCAGAUAGCAUCCAGUAAAUACCAGCUACACUGCCUUCACUUUGAGAUGCCCUUGUAAGACAAAGACAGAUUUUAGGACAGCAACUAUUUCUAGUUGGCAAUGAAAAACAAAAAAAUCUAACCAGUAGGUGAGUGCUGCAUACUGUAGACAGUAUUGUAUUCUCUCUUUAUGUAGCAUGAUAUCUGAACCGUUUUUUUAAAAAGCACCAACAGAAACCAAACACUGACAGCAGUCGGAAAAAAUUUUGCUCUAACAAAAGUUUUGGGGGUUUCAGUGAAGUAGGUUAUUACAUUUCCUUUUCAAAUUAAGUUGAUGUAGCAAUAUAUAACAAGGGCUUUUUGCUGAUAAGGAAUUUUAAAAAAAUAAACUGGGGUAUUUUCCAUGGUAGCUUUAUGUUGACCUCAGAGAAUAAUUGAUUAAUACAUCGCUUAACAUGUAGAAUUGAGGAAAACCAAGGAUUCUGACAUUAAAGAAAGUAUAAAGAUAGUGUUUGAUUUCCCUCCUCGGUUAUGAAAGAUUUGAAACUUAGAUCUAAGUUGAGAAGGGGUCAGUGUGAAAUUCUGUGUCUUGAAACUGGUUGUUUUCCAAGUGAAGAAUCAGUAGAUCUACAGUAUGUGAGUAACAUUACCAAGACCCCUGUAACCAGCUGUAAAUGAAAGGAUGCCCUGGGGGUGUCAAGAUGUCCCAGAGUGGGAUUGUACUUGUUUUUUUUCAGCUGUUUUAUGCAAGUCAACAGUAACAGAGUCCAUAUAAAGCUGCUCUAGGGAUGUAGACCCUUGAAAUAUUAUGUAUAAAUAUAAAUGUAUAGAUAUUUAAAUUCUAACCUAUUGUAUGGACAUUUAUUAUCAUGCGUAAAAUAUAUAUAUAUAUAAUAAAAAAGAUUGUUUGUAUCAACCUAUUGCAUUUUGCACAUUAGCUGCAUAAGUUACAUAUAAUGUAGUCUGCUUUGUGCUAUGCAAGAACAGCUUCAAACCACUUUUUCUGUUUUUUUUUUAUCAUUGUACUUAAAUAAUAUACUGUAUAAAGCUGAAUUCUAUUAGAUAUAAUGUAUCUUACUUAGCUUUUAUACAUUGUUUUGCUAUGUAUUUACUAGCCAAAUUAGUAGUCCUUUCAAUAAGGUAUAUUUAAAUAGAGAGGUUAAUGUUGCUCAUGGGUUGAUUGGGAUAAUGUAUUGAAUGUCAAUUGCACAUUUAUUCAGAUACAUGGCAAUAAAAACUAAAAAUAUUACAUACAUAUAGCCUUGGCCAAAGGUUUGAGGGAUCCCCCAUAUACAGUAUGUGACCUUCAGGUUAUAAACUUAGAAUAUUUUAAUGUAAUCAUUUUUUAAAUGUUCUAAAACAUGUUUUAACAUUUUGCAGGACAAGGAAACUUCUACAAACAUUAACUUUCACGAAACCUUAAAUAUUUUUCCACUUUCUUAUAUCUAUAGUACUAUACUUAAAUUCAUGUUUUUCUACUUUGAUUUUAAUCCACAUAAUAAACUGCAUAUGCAACAGGGUUAGGGGAUGCCUCAUUCUUAUGUCCAAUAAAUGUAUAUAAUAAGGACAGUUUCUUGCAUUAUAAUGUAGAGAUAUACAGUACAAAGACUAGGCAUUAGUCAUUUGGAUUGGAACAACACGUUUAUUCUGGAAUCAUAUCAAGUAGCAGUAAAUUAACUAGGGCAGAUAGUUCAUGGUUCUGCCCUUUGCACUUACACAUUUCAUGUGCAACGUGUGUACAAUAAAGUCCUGAGAAAGAUAUAGGACCAACCAGGAAUGACAGAGGAUUGCACGCAUGUGUACAAUAUGGUCACAAUAUGGCUUAUUAGACAUUGAGCACCAAGACAGAUCCUUCUGAAACUCCUAUCACUUCUACUUUUGAAAGUCUAAAACCCACUGUACAUCUGUACUCAUAUACAGUACAUUCUGAACCAGGACUGGUCUUUAAUUCCAAAGUCCAAUAUUGCUUAUCUUAGUCAUACAGUUAACUGUGUUUCAUUCCUGUAAAAUGUGAGAUGAGUGCCACACUCCACUCAUCAACCCCACUUAUAUUUUGUUAAUACUGCAUAUGAUUCCAGAAUAAAUAGGUGGUCUUUAAAAACGUCAGUGUAUAUCCACUUAUAUCUAGUCUUCAUAAAUCCUUGUUGAAAAGAAAAAAGAAUACCUUUUUUUAAAAAAGCAACUGAAUUCUUGAAGCACAAAAAAUAAUCAUAUCAGAUCAGAAUUUGUGCAGUAUUUUUGUGCCAGCCAAUCUCUUUGUUUCCUGCUCAUGACUGGCGGAAAUAUGGUACAUUUGACAGUAGCUAUUUUUCAAGGUAAUAGCUAGUUAGCCUUCACCAUUCUUGAUUACUCUAAUAUUUCUGAUCUGUCAAUGUUCAUGCUACAAAGGGUAUGGUAGCCCUUUGAAACUGAUGCAAUGAAAGCAAUUUCCGUAACUCCAGAAAGAGUAAUGUCAUAUAUUAUCAGUUUGAGGAUGAGGAUCAUACACAUUAUGUAAUUGUUUGGUUUUGUUACAGAAUGCCCCUUUAGACUCUUUGCAUUAGAUUAAAAAAGUAAUGUUCAAAUUUUUAUCAAUGUUUAAUAAAUACUCAAAAUAUGA
Molecule: messenger RNA, 6197 nt
Organism: Lepisosteus oculatus (spotted gar)
Lineage: Eukaryota; Metazoa; Chordata; Actinopteri; Semionotiformes; Lepisosteidae
Gene: gabra1
Product: gamma-aminobutyric acid type A receptor subunit alpha1
Biological process (GO): signal transduction; nervous system process; chloride transmembrane transport
Cellular component (GO): synapse; plasma membrane; dendrite membrane
Molecular function (GO): GABA-A receptor activity; benzodiazepine receptor activity; GABA-gated chloride ion channel activity
Source: RefSeq, a predicted model, not a curated record